AGAAGAACAAACGGGAACCCACAUGACUCGGAAACGCUCCGAGAACCAAAUACGUCCUACAUGGGAAACGUAAGAAGAACGGUGGCGGGAAUCGCUUCCAUCGCCGACAAACAUGAGUGUCUCAUUGUCAGAAGAGAGAGACCGACUCCAGCGACAAGUUCAACAACUGGAGCAAAGUUUGGUUGCCAACAUCGACCUGAUGAGCAGUGAGACAGAUGAAGACUCGGACGAAGAUGACCAGAUGCCAUCUGGUCUCCUGGCCCAAAGAGACAAGGUUCAGAGUGAGAUCCAGGACCUGGAGAACGUCCUUGGAAGUUACAGCCCCGCCUCUAACUCCGAAGAUGGAGAUGAUGCUGAUGCUGAUGAUGAUGAUGAUGAUGAAGAAGACAGCAACAGUGAGCUGGGUCUGUCUCGCUCCGUGGACUCAUGUCUUCAGAUGAACCUGGUCUAUCAACAAGUCCUCCAGGAGACGCUAAAUCAGCUGGAGGUUUUGCUGAGCCAGAACCACCGAGAGCAGAGGCAAGUGGAGUCGCUGUUGAACGGACCAAUCAGGGAUCAGCCCCACUCUGCUCAGCAGCAGCCCAUCAAGUUGUACCUGGGUCACUUCAUGAAGCCCUACUUCAAAGACAAAGUGACCGGCCUGGGUCCUCCUGCUAACCCGGAGAGCCAGGAAAAGAGCCGGCGAACCUCUGGGUGUUUGGACGAGCGACUGGUGAAGAGCAGAAAAUGGGAGAGCUGGCAGAAGACCCUGCUGAUCCACGCUGUGAGCAGAGACCAUCUUCGCAGGCUGGUCCAGCCCAAACUAUCCAAGGUGGACUACCUGACGCAGAAGCUGACUGCUGUUGUGGAGGCAGAGCGCCCCCCACUGAGACUUCAGAUUGAAGCUCUGGAGAGAGAAGUGGACCUGCUGAGGCAGCAGAACCAGGAAGAGCUGAUCGGAGAUCGCUACUGCGAUCAUGACUGGCAGAAGAUCUCCAACAUUGACUUCGAAGGCAGCCGACUGCCAGGCGACCUGCAACUGUUCUGGCAGAACUUUCUUCACCCAUCCAUCAACAAGACCACUUGGAGCCGGGAUGAGGUGCAGAAGCUGAAGGAGCUCUGCAACACACAUCAGGAGAGGCACUGGGAAGAGAUCAGCCAGGAGCUGGGGACCGGGAGGACGGCCUUCAUGUGUCUUCAGACCUUCCAGCGUUUCGUGUCAGACUCGCUGAAGAGAGGCGCGUGGACUCCAGAGGAGGAUGCACAGCUGCGACAGCUGGUGGACAAAAUGAGAAUUGGAAACUUUGUCCCCUACACUCAGAUCAGUUACUUCAUGGAGGGCAGAGACGUUAGCCAACUGGUCUACAGGUGGAGCCAUGUUCUGGACCCGAACAUCAAGAAAGGACCAUGGACCAAGUUUGAGGAUCAGCUGCUCCUCCGGGCUGUGUCCCAUUAUGGAGAGAAAAGCUGGUGGAAGAUCCGAAUGGAAGUCCCGGGUCGCACCGAUGGAGCGUGCAGAGACAGGUACUACGAUUGCUUGAAAGCUGGAACCAAGAGAGGACCAUUUGACCACCAGGAGAGGGCGCUGCUACUGAAACUAGUGAAGGCUCACGGUGUGGGUCGGUGGGCCAAGAUCGCAGCAGAAAUCCCCAACAGAAACGACGGUCAAUGUCUCAAAGCCUGGAAGACCCUGAGCCGCACCGUUGACUCCCAGUGCUGGAAGAAGAAGGCGGUGCAUGGGAAAAAUGGAAAGAAAAGGAAACUUAAAGUUGAGGAGAGUGAAGAAGAGGAAUGUGAGGAGGAGGACGAGGAAGAUGAAGAGGAGGUGCCAUACAUGGACAGUGAUGAAGAGCAGAAGAGCAGCAGGAGCCGAAAGAAGCCGCUGAAUGAAAGGGAGGAUCAGGAGAUGUACCAGGUGCCUCGACUCCUGGAGUGGAUCCCCCAAGAUCAGCCUGAAGAACUCUUCCAGCAGGUGGAGCUAUCCUCUGUCUCCAGCGGCCCGGAGCGGGAGAGGAGCACACUGGCCGGUCAGUCUGGACGCUCGGUCCAUGUGGGGCCGUGUCCGCAGGAGGUCAAGUGGGCGGGGCCAGAAACUACGUUGAUGCAGAUGCUGACUGCGCAGAAACUGCAGAGGCAGCUGGUCACCAAACAAUCCGGGUUGAAGCAGGCCAUGCUCUCUGUCGUCCUGCCAUGGGUCGGGAAUGUUCUGUUCCCCCUGAAGACCCAACUCACUGCUGCGGAUCUGGUGAGGGAGGAGACGCGGCGGAGCAUUCCUUCUGUGACUUUCUUCCGCCUCCUCCUGCAGCUGAUGAGUGUGGAUACAGUGGGUUGCAAGGAGGUGAUUGGGCAGAGGAGCUCGGGCCCUGCGCAUCCAGCACCUCCAGAUGCCGCCGCCAUCAAGGCACCAAAUCCCAAAACAGUGAGAGGGAUGUUGCAGGCACAGAGGGACUGCAAAGAGAAGCAGGUGGUGCAGGACAAGGCAGCUCCGGUCUAUGUGAAGUUGCUCUCACCGCCGCAUCUGUCAGCAGCUCCUCUUCAGACCUGGAUUCUGACUCCACCCACCACGCUCCUGCCACUUCCUCCUUCCACCUCCUUGUCAGCCAGUCAAGGUCCAGCUAGUAGUCCAAAAAACGCUCCUCUUGUAUCUACAACUUCACCUCCCGCUUCUACAGCUUCUCCUGCGCUCAGAACAUCUUCAGAAGAACCAGUCCCUUCCCACCUUCAUCAAGAACAAACAACCACCUUAGGCAGAAGACGCGUCCGAAAAAAGACCCCGAAAGCUCAGGACUUUUUACAGAGUCAAACCCGGAAAAAGUGCUCUGGUCGUUCAGGUCCAGCGAGGAGCUCCAGAAACCAGAACCAGCGUGGAAAUGUCUUUCCUGCUCCUCUCCGAGGAAAGCAGCUUCUUCUGCCUGUAACUGCAACCCGGCCUGUCACCAUGGUUCCCAGCUCUUCCAUCCUGGUCCUCCAGCCCCCUUCCCCUGCUCCUAGACCUCAGAGCUUGGGGGUCCAGACUGCUUGUCCACUCAGGGACUGUCUCAGUGGAGAUCCCACCCUGAUGUUCAUUGAGUCCAGGGAGGAGGUGCGCGCCUGGCUGACUGGUCCGGAGGCUGUAGCUGUAGCAGGCCUCAACAAAAGACUCCCAUACCUGCCUCCCUGUCUCAGCAGUCUGAACAUGCUCAGUGAGCUUCUGCAGGCCAGGGAGUCCCUCAUCAGGUCAUCUGCGCUUCUUUUGUGUCCCACCACGGGACCUGAGCUCACCACACCAGACAUGGCCAAGACCCCUUUACUGCAGAAGGAACAGUGUGAUUCUAGAGCAUCAACUGAAGACUCAGUUGUCCAGCACGAGGAGGUGGCUGAGGAGCAGGUGGACGCUAUCCGUCUCCUAGUGAAGGAGAGAUACGCAGGAAACCCAGCGUACCAGAUGUUGAAGUCCCGCAUCCUCUCCUGUCUCACCCUUCCCAGUUUGCUGGCGACAGUGGCGCCAUUCUCAGAGAAGGCGAGGUCAGUGGACACAGAUGGGGAGGAGGAAGGGGAAGAGGAGGAGGAUGAGCAGGAGGAGGACAUACUCAGGACUAAAGAGACAAGAGGAGCAGCCUGGGCCUGAGAGAACGUGGACCCUGACCUGACAUGUGGAACAGCAGUCGAAGGGCAAAUAUCAUGGAGAGGAAAGUUGUUGAUUUAUUCACUGUCUUGUUGACGGAAGACUGCAGCUGGUUUUUAAACAGUCCUGUGACUGUAGGCCCUGGUCCUCGUCCUGGUCCUGUGACAUCACAUGGGCUCCGCUUCUCCAGGUGUCUUCUGUGCUCAGACCUCGGUCCCCUCACUCAUUUUAUGUUGUUGAAGUGGAAUUAAAGUUUUCUUGUGUGCACCUGC
Messenger RNA from Synchiropus splendidus (mandarinfish), 3855 nucleotides. RefSeq names its product small nuclear RNA activating complex, polypeptide 4 (gene snapc4). The record is from RefSeq and is a predicted model, not a curated record. Lineage: Eukaryota; Metazoa; Chordata; Actinopteri; Syngnathiformes; Callionymidae. Bases 113 to 3586 code for a protein of 1157 amino acids. The transcript is spliced from 21 exons.